ACAUUGCUUCUCAGUUUAAUGCAAAGCACACAAGAGGAUGUUCAAGAGCGAGCAGCCACAGGACUUGCAACUUUCAUCGUUGUUGAUGAUGAGAACGCUAGUAUAGACUGUGGAAGAGCCGAAGCAGUUAUGCGAGAUGGAGGGAUCCGAAUUCUUCUAGAACUUGCUAAAUCUUGGCGAGAAGGUCUUCAAUCAGAAGCUGCAAAGGCUAUUGCAAACUUGUCAGUAAAUGCUAAAGUCGCAAAGGCAGUUGCCGAAGAAGGGGGAAUCAGUGUUCUUGCUGGUUUGGCAAAGUCUAUGAAUAGACUUGUGGCUGAAGAAGCUGCUGGUGGGCUAUGGAAUCUCUCUGUUGGAGAGGAGCAUAAGAACGCGAUUGCUCAAGCUGGAGGAGUGAAUGCGUUAGUCGAUCUUAUCUUUAGAUGGCCAACUGGCUGUGAUGGAGUUCUG
Molecule: messenger RNA, 447 nt
Organism: Camelina sativa (false flax)
Lineage: Eukaryota; Viridiplantae; Streptophyta; Magnoliopsida; Brassicales; Brassicaceae
Source: RefSeq, a predicted model, not a curated record